UUUGAAGUUUUAAAUGUCAUACUGAUAUUUUAAUAACUUUUUCUUCCUGAAUUCUUUAAAUUUAUUUUUUGUGGUUGUUUAAGAACAAUCAUUUGACUUCCAACUUUAAAUUUGAGGAAUAAAAAUGAGGAUUCAAUUUACAUAGUGUAAAUAACGAAAAUAAAUGGAUAAUUUUAACAAUUUUCUAAUGAAAUGAUAAACAUUCUUAAUAGCAGUAAUACGCAGACCAAUUUAAUAUAUUUACGAUCAGCGUAUUCAACUUUCGUGUCAAAUUCAAUCGACACCCUGGAGCAUAUAUUUUAUUUUCUAUUGGUAUACUUAAUAGUAUGCCUUACUUUAUACAAAAUAUUAUUUACAACCCGUCCAUACCAUUUAAUAUUGAAGAAAUUAGUAAAACAUGUAAAAUUUCCAAAACACAAUAGAAUAUUACUUGUUAUAUCGCAUCCUGAUGAUGAAUGUAUGUUUUUUGGACCAACGAUAUUAACUCUUACAAGUAGAGAAAAUUGCGAAUUUUAUAUAUUGUGCUUAUCAAAUGGUAAUUUUGAAAAACAAGGUAAAAAGAGGCGGAACGAACUAUGGGAAUCAUGUACAGCACUUGGUAUAUCGGAAUCAAACAUAAUUUUAAUUAACGCAACUUUGUUGCCAGACGAUCCAAAUAUUGAAUGGAAAGUUGAAGCUGUAGCCAAAUUAAUUUUAAAUACUGUUGAAAGUUUGGACAUUGAUGGUAUAAUUACAUUUGAUCGCGAUGGAAUUAGUCAACAUCCGAAUCAUUGUGCUAUAUACUAUGCUACUGCAUCUUUGUGCUUAGCAAAUCUGUUACCAAAAGAUUGUAAAAUAUAUACACUGGACUCAAUUAAUGUUAUAAGAAAAUACAUUUCAGUCUUUGAUUUGUUAUGUACCUUUUUAUUGUCGACCAACUGGUUUAUUUUAAGUUGGCAAAGUGGGUCAAUCGUCAGAAGUGCCAUGAAAAAACAUAAAUCUCAAAUGAAAUGGUUUAGGUGGCUUUAUAUUUAUUUUUCCCGCUAUAUGUACAUAAAUUCUUUACGUGAGAUUAAUUUAUCAGAUGUUGAACUUGAAAUGCAACUUCAAGAUUCUCUUUUAAUUAAUUCUUUUAAAUUAUAGUUAAAUAUUUAUUUUGUUUAAAUAUAAAAAUAUUUGUACUAAAAUAAUUAUUUUAUAAAUUUAUUAUUAAUAAUUUCCUGUGUAUAUUAUGUAAAUUAUAAAAAAAAAUGUUUUCCAAAAUGUUUUUUACCUAUUUUGUUUAAACUUGAUACAUAAUGAA
Condylostylus longicornis is the source of this 1282-nucleotide messenger RNA. RefSeq names its product N-acetylglucosaminyl-phosphatidylinositol de-N-acetylase (gene PIG-L). The transcript is spliced from 5 exons. Gene Ontology annotation, molecular function: N-acetylglucosaminylphosphatidylinositol deacetylase activity. Gene Ontology annotation, biological process: GPI anchor biosynthetic process. Gene Ontology annotation, cellular component: endoplasmic reticulum. NCBI's taxonomy places the organism in Eukaryota, Metazoa, Arthropoda, Insecta, Diptera, Dolichopodidae. The coding region runs from base 193 to 1122 and encodes 309 amino acids. The record is from RefSeq and is a predicted model, not a curated record.